Messenger RNA from Lotus japonicus, 591 nucleotides. RefSeq lists its product as uncharacterized. The coding region runs from base 1 to 591 and encodes 196 amino acids. Gene Ontology annotation, molecular function: zinc ion binding; nucleic acid binding. NCBI's taxonomy places the organism in Eukaryota, Viridiplantae, Streptophyta, Magnoliopsida, Fabales, Fabaceae. The transcript has a single exon. The record is from RefSeq and is a predicted model, not a curated record.
AUGAGGAAGCCUUACCAACGUCCUGCUGAUAACGUACUGUCUGCUGGAAGGGGUGUAGCACCUGUUCCUAAAGAUGAUGUCAUCUGUUUCAAGUGCAACAAGAAGGGGCACUAUGCGAAUGAGUGUGGGAAGGAGAUUCUAUGCUGGAAGUGUCAGAAACCAGGGCACAUUGAGAGGGACUGCCGUAAUGCUACAAAGGUCGAGCCAGUGUUGAAUACCGCUCGCGGAAGGGGACAUACUGCUCCAGGUCGUGUGUUCUCAAUGUCUGGCGAACAGGCUGCUGUGACUGACGAUCUCAUCCAGGGUACGUGUGUUAUCGCUGGAACUUCUUUAAUGGUCUUAUUUGAUUCGGGUGCUACGCACUCAUUCAUUGCUGAGGAGUGUGUGAAGCAAUUAGGGUUGCUAACUGCUGAUUUACCCUUCGAUUUGGUGGUUACUACCCUUGUCGCCGAUCGAUUAGUUACGCGCACGGCAUGUUUGCAAUGUCCGUUGAUCUACGAGGAUCGGAAGUUCCUUGCGAACCUCGUCUAUUUAUGGCUUAAAGAGCUCGAUGUGAUUCUGGUGGCCUGGAAUGAAGAAGCAAGUAGCUGA